Amoebophrya sp. A120 is the source of this 8557-nucleotide messenger RNA. The record is from the annotation of a GenBank genome assembly. NCBI's taxonomy places the organism in Eukaryota, Dinophyceae, Syndiniales, Amoebophryaceae.
AGCAACCUCCACCUCAUCCGCUACUUGUAGACGUGGAAAAAAAUUCCACCUCGCUUGAAUAGUACGACCUCCCCCCCGAGCGCAUGAGUAUUACCAUUAAGUUGUGCAGAUGAAGUACUUUAGUUCUUUCCUCGAGUGAUUGCAAAGUGUGACCACCUCCAUCUGAUUUGCACGACCCCUAUUUCGCCUGUCCUUCAUCAAGUAGAGUACAAACAGAACAGUUUAUGUUGCUCCGCUAGUCCUCGUACAUCACGUAAGAAGUAGAAGUUAGUAUGUAGAACCAACUUCUCUAUCAAGCAAAUACAAAUCACCGACAUCUAUCUUUUGAAGAAAAUCAAACCAUGACCCAGUUACAGGCUUCUUCAGGUUUCAGCGAUGAUGACUGGGGCGCCUUUGAGUCCUCACCGCCCGUGCAUCGGGGAGAGGUUCUCCAACCCCAACCAGGGUCAACGUCGUCAGGACCAGGGGGCGCGACGAGUUCCUCUUCGUCUACUUCUGCUAGGAAGAUGCAGCCACCCGCAGUGCUGAAAGUAGACAACGGGACGCUCGACGCGUUAUUCUAUAACGAGCACCAGCACAGUCGUGGGAAAAUAUCAAAUUCUGCUGGUCCUCUAGAUGAAUUACUUGACCAUGAUCACUCAGGCCGCGGGUCCUCGACUGCAAAAAUGAUACCUGGAGGAGGUGCAGGCGUGCGUCAGAUGAAUGAAGCCGCCACUGUGCUCGAGGAUCACGAGAAACACACGAUUACCGUGUACUACAAGGGAGAGAAAAACAUCGUCACCUGGUACGCGGACGGCACCAUGAGCAUAUGAGAGUGCAACUGCACAUCAACUACUCCCCCUCGGCCCGCGUUCAAAAGAACGCAUGAACAGCAACACAAACAACGAGGGAAAUGUGGCUUCCGCAUGACAAAUAAGCUUCUGGAGGUGCACACGGACGGUAGUACUGUUUGAGUUCGUUUCAAGUAAAUCUGUCAUGCAGGAGAGACAGCCUGAUGGAAAGACGCGGACUUGGUAUUUUGCAUGACAAAGGCGGAGGUGGAGUUGUUGUGCACUUUCAUAGAGCAAGCGCGACAUCCAGGAGGCCAUACUCUGUGCCUGCGACGCGAUCAUCGAUGGUGGAUUUGUGUUGCGAGAGAUGCAAAUGAAACAUGCCGACGGCAGUCAAAAAUGCAUGACAAAAAAUCAUACGAGUGAGACAAUAACAACCGUGGACGACCUGUUGGGAGACCACGACGGGCCAACUACGCAGACCACUUCCCAUCAAGCCGCUUCCGGUAGUACACCAGGCGCAGCAGAUUCGACGACAUCCGCAAAUAAUGACGACGAGUCACAGUUCACACUGACGGACCAAAUCCUGGAGUGGGAACAGUUUGACCAGCUUAAACACAAUUCCGUCUACCUCCUGCAGCCCGGUUAUGGAAGCGUCAGGUUUGAAAUCAACAAAGUUGAAUAAAUGUAUGACCGGGCACGCGUGGUCUUGCGAGCCUGUGAGUCAAGGCCGACAGUGGUCGGUCUAUAUUUUAUGAGCGGGCUCAACCCGCCCAUCACGGUAACCAAAACCUGAGUAGCAUGAAUAUGAACCAGGCAGGGGCGCAGUUUUGCGUUGAUUUUCCUGCUCUGUGUUUGACAUGCUGGGUUUUCAGGGACUUGCGCCCCUGCCGAUGGUAGCUUGAUUGUGAUUCGCCGAGGGUGAUUAGAGCUGCUAUUUUGCUCUGCCUUAGGCCGAUUUAUUUCCUCCUGAUUUCUCCAGUUCUGGAGAGGGAGAGUUUAUUUUCAAUCCUAGUUUCGGAUUAUGAUUGGUCUCCCCUGAUUUCUCUCGUUCCGGAGAGGGGGAGAGAGUUUAUUUCCAGUCCUAGCUUCGGGCUAGGUUGGAUUUCUCCUGAUUUCUCCCGUUCCGGAGAGGGAGAGUGGUUUUAUUUCCAGUCCUAGUUUCGGGCUAGGUUGGACUUCUCCUGAUUUCUCCCGUUCCGGAGAGGGAGAGUGGUUUUAUUUCCAGUCCUAGUUUCGGGCUAGGUUGGAUUUCUCCUGAUUUCUCCCGUUCCGGAGAGGGAGAGUGGUUUUAUUUCCAGUCCUAGUUUCGGGCUAGGUUGGACUUCUCCUGAUUUCUCCCGUUCCGGAGAGGGAGAGUGGUUUUAUUUCCAGUCCUAGUUUCGGGCUAGGUUGGACUUCUCCUAUUUUCUCCCGUUCCGGAGAGGGAGAGUGAUUUUAUUUCCAGUCCUGGUUUCGGACUAGGUUGGAUUUCUCCUGUUUUCUCCCGUUCCGGAGAGGGAGAAUUGAGUUUAUUUCCGGUCCUAGUUUCGGUCUAGGUUGGAGUUCUCCAGAUUUCUCCCGUUCCGGAGAAGGAGAGUGAUUUUGUUUCCAGUCCUAGAAGUUUCGGGCUUGUUUGGAUUUCUCGUGAUUUCUCCCGGUUUGGAGAAGAAGGAUUUGAGUUCCCGUCCUAGCUUCGGACUACGUUUGAUUUCUCCUGUUUAUUUUCCCCCGAUCUGGAGAAGGGACAUUUAUUUUCAGUCCGAGUUGCGGACUAUGUCGGAUUUGUGCGGUUUUCUCCCGUUUCUGGAGAGGGAGAAUGUAACUCCGGUCCUAGUUCCGGACUAACUAUGUUGGGCGUCUUCUAUUUUCUCCAAUUUUGGAGCGGGGGGCUUCGCCCUAAGUCCGGGGGUUUGAAGUAUGCCCCAGAUUUCUAGUUUCCAGCUCGAGGGAGGGAGGCUCCGUCCUGUUUCGGAUGAUUUCUUUGCGAGUGGCCUCCUAUUCCCCCCUUGCGAGGAGAGAGUAGGGAAUCCAUUUCCCCUUCGGGGUCGAUUUUGUUUGAUUUUCGCAUCCGUUUGUGAUGGCGGAGUGAGUCUCUGCUUGAUUUCGCAUUUUUAUUUGCCGCGCUUUCCCCGUACAAAUCGGAGUAUCCCCCUUGUGUCUCUCAGCGAGCGUGUUUCAGUCCUGUUGUUAGUCGGGCUUGGAGCAGUUUAUCGCCACACAUCUCUCGUGCUGGUGAGGGAGCAUCGGCCGCGUUUAUGCCGUUUCUUCGGGGGCUUCUCCACUCUCCCCGCUCGGGGAGUGGGUUUCUCUUGGAUUUCCACUUGUGAGGGCAAGAAGUCUAUUGCCCCAGGUUCUCCCGGGUGCGGAGAAGGAUUUCAGGGUCUAGCUGCAGGCUGCUUUUCUGCUCUAAUUUCCGGCUUCUGCCGGCUUUGGUUUUCUUGUGGGUCUCACUUUAUUACUCAUUUUCGAGAUGUGCUUGCCCUUGCAGGCUUCUUUCUCGAGGUCUACUUGCAAGGUUUUGCUCCGUUGUAUUCGACAUGGGGCGCCAUUCUGACCUUGGUUAUUUUCAUUUCAACCUUGCUCGGCUUUGUGGCACUGGCGGUUUGAAUCCGUUAAACCUAAAAGAGGGCAGGCGCGAGAUGGAAAGGCUAGGGAUGCGCCCGGCGCCUCGUGCGCCGGGGUUUUGUUUUCGCGGAUUCUUUUGGUUCCGGUUUCCGGGUUUCUGCCGUCCCUAGCUCCACGAGCCGAGUCGAGGGCUUGAGAUGAAAUGACCAAGGUCAGCGAUGGCGCAUGUGGCGCAGGUUUUCCCCUGUCGGGAUGUUUUCUUUCAAGGUAUUCCGAUUCUCCUCUGGAGGGGGUGAUCUUUCUAUAUGGAGCUUCGUGCCCCUAUGUUGUUUGCCUGUGGUUUUAGGACAUCUUCAGAUCCCUGUUGUACAGGGUGCGAGGAGUGUUGUGUCAAGAGUCGAUCCGGUUGCAUCAUUACGCAGCGAUGUGGUAUCCUCUUCCGAAUCCUUUGCCCGCCUUUUUCGGUUCAGGGGGCGAGAAGUGUUAGUCCCUGGAGAGAGGAGGUCGUCGGGCGUUUUUGUUGGGUGUCUCAUGUUUAUCGGGCAAACUUUCGUAUGUGUGUGUGAGGAUUCUUGGCAGGAUUGUAGGGGGCACUGCGCCUUCCCUGCAGGGCUUGGUCCUUUUCUUUCUGAUGUCGCAGCAUGCGCGUUGACCGGAUCACAAGCAUUACCUCGAGGUCCAUUUGGCAUGGUCAUGGGUGUUAGUGUUUCUCGAGGUCCUCACGGCCAUCGUCGCUGAGGUGGGUGUUGUUUGCUUACUGCUCCAGAGGCAGUCUUAGUGAGUUCGCGCGCAUCUCCGGAAGGGUGUCGCAGAUGACGGCUCCAAUCUUUUCAUGGGCUCCGGACUCUCUUUCCCUGUGUCAUGGUGCCGGGUGGCUCCGAGUUUUCUUUGCACGCAGUGUCUUCGGAAAGGAUCCCGCGCCGAAGUUAUUAUUUCCGUUUGAAACACACAGCUUGCGCGGGCGUUGUGGCCACCGCCGCGAGGUCUACUCUUGUGCUUUGGAAGGUUCCUUCCUGGAUAGUUGUUUGGUAUGCAGGUCUUUGACCUGGGGGCGCGUUCAUCCCCGUGGGCUCUUGAUCUGAGUACUUCUUGUUGCUCGAUGACUUUCCAGCAUUUCCCCGGCCGCAUCCCGGCCGAGUUGUCAGGGUUGAGACCUCUUUCAUCAGUGUGCGAGUGGUCAAGCGCACUACGUAUCCGAAGUGAAGCCGGAGCUUCCGGGGAGUUAUUUCCUAUAUUAAAUGUUCUUACGCUGAUUCUUGGGCAGCGCUUCUGCCACUAGCUGCUCUUGUGGUUUCGGUAGUUGACAAGGAUUUUGCUAAGGGCCAGGGCGAAGGCGCUUUGUUUCGCCCUUUUGGAGCCUUGUUGGGAUGCUGUGUGACAGUCUUUGGCAUCUCAGUCGGUGUCGUCGCACGCACUCUUGCGUGUGGGGCGGCUGUUCGGUACCCAAAUUCAUCUCCAGCUGGUGCCGUAGGGUUCUUUGGGUCGCGUCGAUGCGUUGCGUCUCCGCCGGUGGGGUAGGCUCUCCACAUGCUUGGUCGCGGGCGCCUGCACCUCCUGACUCCCGGAGCGCACAUCCAACGAUGAUCAUCCAUAGGAUGAUCUAUCCGUCGGAGAAGAUGUUGACUAGAUCAUUAAAUGUAUGACCGGGCACGCGUGGUCUUGCGAGCCUGUGAGUCAAGGCCGACAGUGGUCGGUCUAUAUUUUAUGAGCGGGCUCAACCCGCCCAUCACGGUAACCAAAACCUGAGUAGCAUGAAUAUGAACCAGGCAGGGGCGCAGUUUUGCGUUGAUUUUCCCCACCCUCCCGCCCCUAUUUUCUUCUUGUUAUCUCUUCUUCCGAGCGGAUGGAUCAUGAGGCUUCGCGCCGCUUCUUUUUGAGGUGUGACAGAAGCCCAUCUCUUGCAUUCGGGAACUGGGGUAGGCUCUCCACAUGCUUGGUCGCGGGCGCCUGCACCUCCUGACUCCCGGAGCGCACAUCCAACGAUGAUCAUCCAUAGGAUGAUCUAUCCGUCGGAGAAGAUGUUGACUAGAUCAUAAAAUAGUUUGUCAUGCAUAAAAUGCAACGCAGAAAAUGCCUGUCUUGCAGAGUAGGCAAGGGAGGCAGAUUGUAAGCCUGUUUCGGGGUAGAAAUAGAGCUGCUAAAGUACUAGCAUCACAAAAGGCGUCUUCCUUACCCAAACAGCAUGACACUCAAAUUUGUCAUGCGCCGCUUAGAAAUUGGGCUUCCAAGAACUGGUAUCGAUUUUAUGCAUAAGAAGUUAUAUCAACUUUGUCGAUUUCAACUCUGGUGACACAUCCAUACCGGUAAGGAGAGAAAAGAGCUGGAAAACAUCACGGGUGACAGGUGGCGAAGGUUGAAAAUCUAUCAAAUGUAAAAAUGUCUGGGUCUGGAAGAUUCCGAGAUUUGUCAUGCAGUUUUUCCAAGCUCCACCAAGUCUGGAAUGCAGGGCCUAGCAUCACAGGAUCUGCAGCCCCUUUGUGAUGUCUGUUCUGCAUGAGAAAUGCCCCCUCAGCAUGGCCAGAAAUGAGCACCUUUUGCAAGUCACGCAACACAGAUUUUUGUAUGAUGCGCAACAUGCAUCACAAGUUGCAUCCUUCCAGACCCAGACACUUUUGCAUUUGAUAAAAUCCAAAUAGACCCAAUACUGCAUGUGGAGGCCCAGAAAGCGGUAUUUUUUUUUCUGAUGCUGGUACCGCCACCGCCGUAUUAGUUCCAUCAUUUUUGAUCUAGCACGACGAAGACGGAAGCAACUACGUCGUCAAGCAGGGGCUGAUCGUGAACUUUUCAUCCGCAUCAGAUCUCUGUCUACUAACUUUGCAACGCAAGAAUACGUACUUACACAGAUCGCCCGCAUGAAGCGCGGUUCGAAUCUUCUGAAGCACACCCGGUACGGGUACCCUCACCUGCGCAUGUUUCAGCUCUCGGAGGACACCAGGAGGCUGAUUUGGUACUCGGCUGCAAAAGAGAAGAAAGACACGGUCAUUUAUGCAUUGCAAAAGUAUCGUAUUCGUAUAAAUGCAUUACAAAUUUCUGCAGCGUGAGAAAUAAAAUUUGUAAUGCAGAUUUAGCUUAAGAAAGGGAUUUGUAUAUACAUGAUUGCAAUACGAGUACGAUACUUUUGCACAGGAUAUCAUCUCUAUGGAAAACAUUUCGGAAAUUUUGAUUGGGAACGGGAACGACACGUCCAACGCCUAUAAACUCGCCAUGCUGGAACAUCUUUCUUUCACGAUUGUCUGCAAGAAUCCUGGAGUAUCCCACAGAAAAAAGCCGACAGGUCACAUUUGUAAUGCAAAAAUAAAUACACAAUAGAAAUCGGUAUUGCGUACUAGCCUAAACAGCAUGCUAUGAGGCCGCCCAUGACAGAUUUUUCUCUGUAUUUAUUUUUGCAUUACAGCGUUCAGCUGCUCUCGGGCUGGAGGAGGGAGUAGCAAGCAGCAGUCCGCUAAAGGGCACACUGCCAACAUCAUCAUCAUCAAUAUACCUCGCCAGCUUUUUUCUGUGGGAUAUGGAGCCCAGAUGUACUCCGGCACUUCCGCACUGUCCAAUGUUCUGAACACGGUCACCGGGGCGGGGAGUGUGAAGAGUCUGGAAGUCACCUGCAAAGACGAAUUCGAGUUUGAUCAUUGGGUAAGUACUUGUUUUUCUCAUUCAGAACGUCAAGACGUGAGGAAAUGUGUCUUCUGCUAUAAAGUUCUCGCAAGUAAGAUUAUGCGCAAGGCUAUUUCUGCUUCACUGCGCAAAUCGAAGGACGAACGCAUCUAUCCAAAUCUCGUCGCUCUUCUACAAAUUCACCCAGGUCACUGGUUUGAAAGCCCUGCACUACCACCACACGUCGCGCCUGCUUUCCAAAGAGCAGCUCCUGAACCAUUCCCAACGGUUCAAGCGCGCACUGCAGAAGAACAACGUGGCAAUCAAGCUUACCCAGCUCCCGGAGAUCCGGGAAAAGGGGCACGUCGGCCUGGACGACUGCAUCGAGAUUUCCGUGUCUCAGUCCAAAGAGGAGCUCGAGCAAAAGCUGGACCGGCUGAAAGAGCGGCACAAGACGCUACAGCUCUCCACAAACAAGUUGGAUUUUCACGCGGAUAUGCAAUGCAAAAGCAUCCUACUUCUAGUCUAAAUUGCAUUACAAAUUAGCCCACCAUUGCGAAUUGAAUUUGUAGUGCUGAAUUACCUUGACAAAGAGAUUUAUAAUGCAUAAAUGCAAUGUACUACGAGUGCGAUACUUUUGUACAGGAUAGCGGAGGCGGAAACCGAGCUGGAUUUAGCCGUGAUGACCGGCUCCGGACCCGCUUACGCGGCGCUGUUUACGGAUACAGAGAACUGUAUCAAAUGCAAAUAUGUCUGGGUCUGGAAGGUUGGAAGACUUGUCAUACAGGUUUUCCUUGACGCGUGAGGUCUGUCAUACAUGACCCAGCAUGACAGAUUCUCCCCGACCUGUAUCAUGCCUCGUCUGCAUGAGAAACUUUCUCUCAGCUCGGUCAAAAGUGGACAGCUUUCGGUAGUCAUGCUGCAACACAGAUUUUUGCACUAUCCAGAAUUAGCAUGACAAGUUGCAUUCUUCCAGGAGACCCAGACAUGUUUGCAAUGCAUAAACUGCGAAGAUGAAGAGAUGGAGUACCGGAGGAUGCAAGAGUUGCUGAAGGAAGUGCAGUCCCAGCUGACAAAGGCCCGAAACGAUUUUAUCGCGAUCAAGGAGGCACAACUACCCGGAACGCAGAAUCUCAGCGACGCGAUUGCUGGCACCACCUCGUCGGGGAAUAACAAGGAGGAAGGUAGUACUAGCGCGACGAGGAAUAGCAAGAAAAACAAACCUUCGCAGCUCACCAAGCAGGAAAAGGAGGAGCAACAGAAGUACAAGAAUCUAGAUCAUUUGCUGUGGAAAAUCGAGGUUGAUCUGGAAAACGUGGAAGACAUCCUCUCCCGGUAUCUGGACAACCAGAAGCAGGUGCAGCAGCCCUGGCAAGUGCUGGUACAGGAAAAGACGGCCGAGUUUACCAGGAAUGUGAACGACAACCUGCAGAUAAUGCAGGGAAAAGUGGACGAAUGGAGGAAGUGGUGGAACAAAUAGAAGCUCAUGCUUUUUGAUGAUGUUUACGCAUUGCAAAAUUAUCAUACUAGCUUGGAUCAUCGCAAUACAAAUUUUCUCAGCACUACAAAUCAAAUUUGUAAUGCGGCUUUACCGUAGUAACAACUAGAUUUGUAAUGCAUGGUGAGUGCAAUUUUUAGUACGACUGCAAUAU